UGCUCUAAAACCCUAAGAAGAACCCUCUUAAAAGUAAAACAGACACUCUCCGUCGCAGUUACAGCCCAAAAAGAAUGGGAAUACCGGCAUUCUACAGAUGGCUGGUGGAGAGGUACCCGCUCGCGGUGGCGACCGUCAUCGAAGACGAACCCCACCUUUUGGACACGACCGGACCGAACCCAAACGGCGUCGAAUUCGAUAACCUCUACCUCGACAUGAAUGGCAUCGUCCACCCCUGCUUUCACCCCGAGGGCCUGCCCCCUCCCAAGAGCUACGAAGACGUCUUCCUCGCCGUAUUCAACUACAUCGACCGCAUCUUCUCCAUCGUCAGGCCCCGCAAGCUUCUCUACCUCGCAAUCGAUGGUGUUGCACCGCGAGCUAAAAUGAAUCAGCAGCGGUCGAGGCGUUUUCGGGCUGCUAAGGAUGCAGCCGACGAAGUGACUUGUGAUCAUUCUCAGGCCAAUGGGAGUGAGUGCAAACUCGAAGCAGAAGAAGAAAGGUCAGCUUCUUUGGAGCAGUCGAAGAAGCUGGACUCAAAUGUAAUCACGCCUGGAACUGAAUUCAUGGUGUUGUUGUCAAUGGCUCUUCGUUAUUAUAUACAUUUGAGGAUGAAUAGGGAUGCCGGAUGGCGGGAAAUCAAGGUCAUUCUUUCUGAUGCCAAUGUACCUGGUGAGGGGGAGCAUAAGAUAAUGUCUUACAUUCGCUUGCAAAGGAAUCUUCCGGGAUAUGAUCCCAACACUAGGCAUUGUCUGUAUGGAUUGGAUGCUGAUCUUAUCAUGCUUGCACUAGCCACCCACGAAAUCCAUUGCUCUGUUCUGAGAGAGGAUGUGCGCGGAGCAUCCCCGAAUGAUAAAACUUUGAAACACGCAAAGGAUUCCUUAUCAAUAAAUCGACAGGAAGAAAGGGGGAAUUCAAAGCAAAUGGAAGUGGUUGGCAAGAAUCUAGAAGAUUAUGUCUCGAGGCAGAAAUUUCAGUUUCUCAACAUAUGGGUCCUUCGGGAGUAUUUAGCAUUUGACAUGAGAAUCCAAGGCUUGAAAUCGAAGGCAGACCUAGAGCGCCAGAUUGAUGAUUUUGUCUUCAUGUGCUUGUUUGUUGGAAAUGACUUUCUACCCCACAUUCCUUCUUUGGAAAUAUCGGAGGGGGCUAUUGAUCUGCUCAUGAUGGUUUAUAAAAAGGAAUUUGUUAACAUGGGCGGUUACCUAACUAAUUCUUUUGAGGUAAAUUUGGAACGUGUGGAGAAAUUUGUCCAUGCUGUGGGAUCUCACGAAUGUGCAAUCUUUAGAAGACGUAGCCAGGUUGGAAAGGAAAGAGAGUUCCGCCUUCGACGUUUUUCAAGUAAUAAGCAUGUCAGAUGUUCAAGUAACCUCAUGAGUCAAAAUCCACCAGAUUCCAGUGCUGUGGGGGUUCAAACACCAAGCCACUGUACAUCCAUUGGUGCAAAUGCAGUUGAAGACAAGAUUAAGCUUGGAGAAAUGGGUUGGAAGGAAAGAUUUUAUGCUGAAAAGUUUGAGGCUGAAAGUGAAGAUGAUCGCAAGAGAAUUCAGAGACAUGCGGUUUUUAAAUAUAUCGAAGGGAUAUGUUGGGUUAUGCGUUAUUACUACGAAGGAGUCUGCUCCUGGCAAUGGUUUUACCCUUAUCAUUAUGCUCCAUUUGCUUCUGACUUCCAUGGUAUUGAUCAAUUAAAAAUCGAAUUCACACUAGGGGAACCUUUCAAGCCUUUUGAUCAGUUGUUGAGUGUAUUGCCUGCUGCAAGUGCACAUGCUCUUCCUUUGUUUUACAGGAAACUGAUGACAGAUAUGUCGUCACCUUUAUUGGAUUUUUACCCAACUGAUUUUGAGCUUGAUAUGAAUGGAAAACGUUUUUCUUGGCAGGCUAUCUGUAAGUUGCCAUUUAUUGACGAGUCACGCCUUCUUUCAGAGAUUGCAAAUGUGGAGCACACGCUGACGGAUGAAGAAAGAUGCAGAAAUAGUUUCAGUCUGGAUGUACUAUAUGUUCACAUUUCACAUCCUUUAGCAGUGAAGAUACUUACUUUCUAUGAGGGAGAAGUUGGUCAUCCAAAUUUACCCAAUGCUAAAGUCGAGCAGAAAAUUAACCCGAAAUUCAGUGGUGGAAUGAAUGGGUAUAUGUACAUUUCUGGAGAACCUGUGCAGCCUGCAGAAGUCUAUUCACCAAUUGAGGACAUGGAGAUGAUUUUAAACAAUGAAGUAUUAUCUGUCUUCUUCAAAUGCCCAGCCUUCCAUUCUCACAUCCCCAGGAAAUCAAAAGCAGUGAGAUUCCCUCGUAAGUCUGUCAGGAAGCAGGACAUUUUACCUCCGCCUGUUUUGUGGCAUGAGAAGUCAGCUGUCCUUGGACGUAUAUUUUCUGAACGGUCCAUUCAUAAGUCAAUCUCAGGCCAUCGUCUAGCAAAAUUAGCUCAUGAACUUCUGUCUAAAUGUUAUAAUCUGAAGAGCCAAAUGCCAUGGGGAUCUAUGGAACCGGCUGACCACAUUGGUGCAGAUGGAUUGACAUCCCAGUCAAAUUUGGAAGAAACUGUUCAUGUGUGUGGGACUGGACGCAAUGAAAACUGCAUUGAUGGUAGCAUCCCAGAUAACCACGUUGGGGCAGAGAAGUGGGCAUGCCAUUUGAAUCUGGAAGAAAUGGUUUGUGCAAGUAGGACUGAAGGUGACAAAAACUGCUUUGAUGGCAAAGCUAAGAAGCGGAUAUGGAGCGGAUGUUAUGGCCAUUCCACUGUCAGUGUAGUUGAUGGAUCGGCAUGUUCUUCAAAUUUAGAGGAAACAGUAGCUGUGGGUGGGGCUGGAGUUGAUGAAAUUUGCAUUAAUAUCAAGUCGAGGAAACGAAGAAGAAAGGAGCGUAAAGUCAGACACACAUUGGAAAACCAUGUUGGUGCAGAGGAAUUGGCAUGCCCUUUGAAUUUGGGACCAACAGUUUGCGAGGUAGGGACUGAAGCUGAUAAGAAUUAUGUUGAUAAUGGAGUUCCAGAUAACCAUAUUGGUGAGACUGGAGCAAGUGGAUUGGCAUGUGUUAAUGGAAAAUCUAGGAAACAGAGAAAGAAACGGAAACAGAGUAACGCUAUAGUUGUUCCGGAUAACCAUGAAGGUGCAGAGGAUUUGGCAUUCCCUUCAAAUUUGCUGCCAACAGUUUGCGAGGUAGGAGUUAGAGCUGAUAAAAAUUGUGUUGAUAAUGGAGUCCCAGAGAAACACAUUGGUGAGACCGGAGCAAAUGGAUUGGCAUGUGCUAAUGGAGUCCAAGGUUAUAAUUUCGUUAAUGGCAAAUCUAGGAAACGGAAACGGAAACAGCGUAAUGUUAUAGUUGUUGCUGAUAACCAUGUAGGUGCAAAGGGUUUGACAAGGCCUUCCAAUUUGAUGCCGACUGUUUGUGAUGUAGCCACUGGAGCUGAUAAAAAUUGUGUUGAUAAUGGAGUCCCAGAGAAACAGGUUGGUGAGACAGGAGAAAAUGGAUUUGCAGGUGCUAAUGGAGUCCCAGAUAAAAAUUGUGUUGAUGGCAAAUUUAGGAGACAGAAAGGAAGCGAAGAUAGGGUUUCCGUGGAUAACCACAUAGGUGCGGAGGGAUUGGCUUGCACUUCAAAUUGGGGGCCAACAGUUGAUAGUGGAAGUGGAGUCCCGGAUAACCAUGUUGGUGAUACUGAAGCAAAUGGAUUGGCACUUGGUGUUGGAGUCCCAGAUCAAGGUUGUCUUAAUAGCAAAUCUAGGAAAAGGAGACGGAAACGGAAACAGGGAAAGUUGGCAUGCUCUUUGAAUUCAGGGCCAGUAAUUUGUGAGGUAGGGACUGAAGCUGAUAAAAGUUGUGCUCAUAAUGGAGUCCCAGAUAACAAUGUGGGUGAGACUGGAGCCAAUUUAUUGGCCUGCGGUUCAAAUUUGGAAGAAGUUUGCGUGAGUCAGACAGGUGGUGUGGAAAUACAUUCAUGAGAGUCUGGGAAAAUAGCAUUGGAAACGGAGCUAAGAUAAUAGUGAAAGCAAGAAAUAGGGAUUUUUUAUUUUAUUUUUUUUUAAUUCGUUGUUUGACAGUGAAAGAAAUAAGAAAGUUGAUGGCAAAGUAGAGACAGAAGAUCAUGUUUUUCGAGAGAAUGCAAGUGUAGAGGAGAGGAAAUAGCCAAAUCUUGUAUUAUAUAUAUGUUGGAGGUGUCGAGUACAAUUUUGCGGGUAAUUAUUUGUAUGAGAUAUAGCUAGUCGCCCGGCUUUAAGAAUCACAACAGUUUUGUGAAUGAGUAAUGUUAAAUAUUACAUUUUUAUUAGCCUUUAUUAUCCCAAUUGGAUGGAGUUGUAAUAUGUUGCAUUA
This is a messenger RNA of Alnus glutinosa, 4296 nucleotides long. RefSeq names its product 5'-3' exoribonuclease 4-like. Gene Ontology annotation, molecular function: 5'-3' RNA exonuclease activity; RNA binding. The transcript is spliced from 22 exons. Bases 75 to 3926 code for a protein of 1283 amino acids. The record is from RefSeq and is a predicted model, not a curated record. Gene Ontology annotation, biological process: nuclear-transcribed mRNA catabolic process. Gene Ontology annotation, cellular component: nucleus. NCBI's taxonomy places the organism in Eukaryota, Viridiplantae, Streptophyta, Magnoliopsida, Fagales, Betulaceae.